Abrus precatorius (Indian licorice) is the source of this 2087-nucleotide messenger RNA. Its product is annotated as ACT domain-containing protein ACR3-like. NCBI's taxonomy places the organism in Eukaryota, Viridiplantae, Streptophyta, Magnoliopsida, Fabales, Fabaceae. The transcript has 8 exons. Bases 478 to 1818 code for a protein of 446 amino acids. The record is from RefSeq and is a predicted model, not a curated record.
AAUUUCUAUCGAAUUUCAAUCAACGAUAAGAGCGAAAUAUAAAGAGAGUUAGAAGAGAGUUUGUAACACUACGUAUUUUCCAAAUAAUUGAGUCAUUGAUAUAAUUGAAAUUCAUAUUGUUAUUUAUUGUUAUUGAUAUUCAAUGGGUUCCCAACACCUCGCCACUUCAAAGCCUUUCCAAUUUACCUGAGCAUAUAGAGAGAGAAAGAUUUGAAUUGAGUGGUAUUCCAACGUCGAAAGCAGAGGAAACACACAACACAAAGGUUUCUCCUAAAGUACUCUGUUUUCUUCUCUCUUCGUUCUUCCUUUCUCUGUCUAUCCACGUAUAUGUCACUCCAACUAUAUCACACUCUCAUCCGAUGAGAGAAACACCUACCUUUAACUAAGGUUUCACGGUUGGUGUCGGGAUAUCGGGAAAACUCCUUUCGGAAAAAUCAAGGAAAACUGAAACACCUCGUUGACUGGAAAAGUGGGUAAAUGGCUACAGUUUGUUGGCCAUAUUUUGAUCCUGAGUAUGAGAACUUCAGCAAUAGAAUGAACCCUCCAAGGGUCUCUGUGGACAACUCUAGCUGUCAUGAUUGUACACUAAUCAAGGUUGAUAGUGUUAACAAACCUGGAAUUCUGCUGGAAGUAGUGCAAAUCUUGACAGAUCUUGACUUCAUAAUUACCAAGGCUUACAUAUCUUCUGAUGGGGGAUGGUUUAUGGAUGUAUUUCAUGUCACGGAUCAGCAAGGAAAAAAGAUAACAGAUAGCAAAACCAUCGACUUCAUUGAAAAGGCUCUAGGACCAAAGGGCCAGAGCACAGAAGGGGUGAAAAAUUGGCCAAGCAAAAGGGUUGGAGUGCAUUCUGUUGGUGAUCAUACAGCCGUAGAGCUUAUAGGCAGAGACCGUCCAGGUCUCUUAUCUGAGAUCUCAGCUGUCCUUGCCAACCUCCAUUUUAACGUGGUUGCAGCAGAAGUUUGGACUCACAACAGGCGAAUAGCCUGCGUCCUUUAUGUCAACGAUGCCACGAACCGAGCUGUGGAUGAUCCUAACAGAUUAUCUCUUAUGGAGGAGCAGCUCAACAACAUCUUACGUGGAUGUGAAGAUGAUGAGAAAGUUGCUAGGACCAGUUUCUCCAUGGGUUUCACCCACAUGGAUAGGAGGCUUCACCAAAUGUUGUUUGCUGAUAGAGAUUAUGAAAGUUCUGGAGUCACAACAGAUGUUGAUUGUCCCCCCUCUUUCAGGCCAAAAAUCACAAUAGAACGUUGUGAGGAAAAAGGGUACUCAGUGGUUAGUGUCAGGUGCAAGGACCGAGCAAAACUCAUGUUUGACAUUGUUUGCACUCUUACUGACAUGCAAUAUGUUGUUUUCCAUGCCACAAUCUCUUCAGAUGGCCCUUAUGCAUCCCAGGAGUACUUUAUUCGACACAUGGAUGGAUGCACGCUUGAUACUGAAGGAGAGAAAGAAAGGGUCAUAAAAUGCAUUGAAGCUGCUAUUCGCAGAAGAGUAAGCGAGGGAGUGAGCCUUGAGCUGUGUGCAAAGGACAGGGUGGGUUUGCUGUCAGAAGUAACAAGGAUUCUAAGAGAGAAUGGUUUGACAGUAUGUAGAGCAGGUGUAUCAACAAGAGGGGAGCAAGCACUGAAUGUGUUCUAUGUGAGGGAUGCAUCAGGGAACCCAGUAGACAUGAAAACUAUUGAAGCACUUCGUAAAGAAAUAGGUAAGACAAUGAUGGUUGAUGUGAAGAGAGUGCCAAGCAAUGCCAAAGCACCAGAGAAUCGAGGAUGGGCCAAAACAAGCUUCUUCUUUGGGAACUUGUUGGAAAGGUUCUUGACUUGAGAACCAUGCAUCUCAUUCUGCUCUCGUUGCUUUGUAGAAGACACAUCAUAUUGUAUAGAAGAAUAAAGCUGUUUGUGUCUUAAACAUGAACACUGCUUCGACUUUCACCAUUUGAUAUCAGAACAAUGCUUGUUGCUUAUAUUCUGCCUUCCUCACGUUUUAAUUUUCUGUCCCUAUUAUUACCCUUCUCAUAAAUAUUAAGUUGUUCUUUUUAAUCUUUUUGCCACUGGAACAGUAGAAAGUAAACAAUAUUAGUUUUAACAUUUUAG